Messenger RNA from Benincasa hispida (wax gourd), 1638 nucleotides. RefSeq names its product glycerol-3-phosphate acyltransferase RAM2-like. Gene Ontology annotation, molecular function: phosphatase activity; glycerol-3-phosphate 2-O-acyltransferase activity. Gene Ontology annotation, cellular component: membrane. Lineage: Eukaryota; Viridiplantae; Streptophyta; Magnoliopsida; Cucurbitales; Cucurbitaceae. Gene Ontology annotation, biological process: cutin biosynthetic process. The record is from RefSeq and is a predicted model, not a curated record.
GUAAAGAUCAACAAUCUCUCAUGAACCACCAGACGUUUCCGAGUAUUGACCGAUGUUCGUCCAUCGGUCGGGAGAAGCACACGGUAGUUGCCGACAUGGACGGGACGUUGCUUUGUGGCCGUAGCUCGUUCCCUUACUUUGCCCUCAUCGCGUUUGAGGCCGGUGGAGUGUUGAGGCUUUUGUUCUUGUUGUUGGCCUCCCCCUUUGCUGGAAUUUUGUACUACUUCAUUUCCGAGUCUGCUGGAAUCCGUGUGCUCAUAUUUGCCACUUUUGCGGGAAUGAAUGUUUCCGACAUCGAGUCAGUGGCACGAGCAGUUCUACCAAAGUUCUACGCACAUGACUUGCAUGUGGAGACAUGGAGGGUAUUCUCAUCAUGUGGAAAACGGUGUGUUUUAACUGCGAACCCUAGAAUCAUGGUGGAACCAUUUCUCAAAGAGUUCUUAGGUGCUGACGUGGUCAUUGGAACUGAAAUUCACACAAUCGGCCAACGAGCCACAGGUUUGAUUCAGAGUCCUGGAAUCAUAGUCGGCAAGAAUAAGGCUACAGCUGUCGAACAAAUUCCAGAGCCAGACAUUGGGAUUGGUGACCGAAAAACUGAUUACCCCUUUAUGAAGCUCUGCAAAGAGGGAUAUGUAGUUCCAGCGAAGCAGGAGGUUAAGCCGGUCACCGUCGAUAAAUUGCCUAAGCCAAUCGUUUUCCAUGAUGGCCGGUUGGUUCAAAAACCGACGCCAUUUAUGACGAUGGUUUUAAUUCUAUGGAUUCCGGUGGGAUUUGUUUUGGCUUGCUUGCGGAUUGCUGCCGGUUCUCUUCUUCCGAUGCCGUUUGUGUAUUAUGCGUUUUGGGCUCUUGGCGUUCGGGUCGAAAUCAAAGGUACACCACCCCCUCCGGCAAAGAAAUCCACCGGCCAAACCGGCGUCCUUUUCAUAUGUUCACAUCGAACCCUCCUCGAUCCAAUCUUCCUCUCAACUGCUCUCGGUCGUCCGAUCCCUGCUGUGACAUACUCUAUCUCCCGCCUCUCAGAGGUCAUUUCUCCUAUCAAAACCGUCCGCCUAAGUCGUGACCGAGCAGCCGACGCCUCAAUGAUCAAGAGCCUACUCCAAGAAGGUGACUUAGCAAUAUGCCCUGAAGGGACGACUUGCCGGGAGCCGUUCCUACUUCGAUUUUCGGCGUUGUUCGCAGAGCUAACCGACGAGAUUGUUCCGGUGGCAAUGUCCAACCGAAUGAGCAUGUUCCAUGGGACGACGGCGAGAGGAUGGAAAGGAAUGGACCCGUUUUACUUCUUCAUGAACCCAAGUCCGGUGUACCAAGUGACGUUUUUGAACAAAUUGCCGUACGAACUCACGUGCGGUGGCGGCGGAAAAUCGAGCCAUGAGGUGGCAAAUUACAUUCAAAGGAUGAUCGCUGCAACAUUGUCUUAUAAAUGCACCAACUUUACUAGAAAAGAUAAGUACAGAGCUUUAGCUGGAAAUGAUGGCAUUGUUGUUGAAAAAUCCAAGGUUCAAUCUACGAAGAUAAUGGGUUGCUAGAGAUUCAUGGUGAAACUUUACUCUCUGUAACCCAAUAAUAUUGUAGAAUUGUAUCAAAAAAUAUACCAAUUUGGGAGGGUUUUUUUCCCUUUAAAUUUUACAAUCGAUCAAA